GUUACUGAGCUGAAUGGGGUACAAGUCCCCGCUAACGCGUACCCUAAUAUUCAGAGGAACGCGUCAGUAACCAAAGACUUUAAACGGCUCAUACCUAAGCCCAUCGUCAUUGUUGUACAAAUCAAUGGUCAGCCAGCUCGAGCCCUGCUGGACUCUGGCUCGUUGGCUGAUUUCAUGUCCUAUGACCUGGCCAAUCAGCUCCGGGUCGCUAAAGUCGAACUCACCAAACCAUUACCCGUGCAGUUAGCCGUUCAGGGUUCACGAUCGAAGGUUAAUUGGGGGGCUAAGGCCAGAAUUCAGUACCAGUCGAUCAACUGCGACCGGUACUUCGACCUUAUUAACCUACAAAGUUAUGACCUGAUCCUCGGAACUCCGUUCCUGUUUCAGCACAACAUAAUGAUAGGAUUGAACCCACCGAAGGUUAUAGUCGGGAGCGCGGACCCACUGCCCCUACGAGGUGAAGGUGUUCGGGUGCUCGAGUCUCGAGCCGCUGACCUCCUUGAAGAUGAUCUACAGCACGUCCGUCAGAGUCUUAUGGAC
Gloeophyllum trabeum ATCC 11539 is the source of this 540-nucleotide messenger RNA. RefSeq lists its product as uncharacterized. Lineage: Eukaryota; Fungi; Basidiomycota; Agaricomycetes; Gloeophyllales; Gloeophyllaceae. The transcript has a single exon. The annotation marks the transcript as partial. The record is from RefSeq and is a predicted model, not a curated record.